This is a messenger RNA of Mesitornis unicolor (brown roatelo), 1336 nucleotides long. RefSeq names its product legumain (gene LGMN). Lineage: Eukaryota; Metazoa; Chordata; Aves; Mesitornithiformes; Mesitornithidae. Gene Ontology annotation, biological process: vacuolar protein processing. The record is from RefSeq and is a predicted model, not a curated record. Gene Ontology annotation, molecular function: cysteine-type endopeptidase activity. The transcript is spliced from 13 exons. The coding region runs from base 35 to 1330 and encodes 431 amino acids.
UUUCCACCAUUUGUGGAGUAAAUAAAGAAGAGAGAUGAUAUUGAAAGCAGUUGUGCUGCUGGGCUGUGCUCUGGGCAUCAGCGCAUUCCCCAUGGAAGACCCUGAAGAUGGAGGCAAGCACUGGGUGGUGAUCGUUGCAGGUUCAAACGGCUGGUACAACUAUCGACACCAGGCAGAUGUGUGCCAUGCGUACCAGAUUGUACACCGAAAUGGAAUUCCAGAUGAACAGAUCAUUGUCAUGAUGUAUGAUGACAUUGCUGAUAAUGAAGAAAAUCCAACAAAAGGCAUUGUCAUCAAUAGACCUAAUGGCACAGAUGUGUAUGCUGGAGUCCCCAAGGACUACACAAAGGAGGAUGUUACUCCAAAGAAUUUCCUUGCUGUUCUCAGAGGAGAUGCAGAAGCAGUGAAGGGAGUGGGAUCAGGAAAAGUAUUGAAAAGUGGUCCCAAGGAUCAUGUGUUUGUUUAUUUCACUGACCAUGGAGCUCCAGGACUUCUGGCUUUUCCUGAUGAUGAUCUUCACGUGAGGGACUUGAAUAAGACUAUUUGGUACAUGUAUCGCCACAAAAAGUACCGUCAGAUGGUUUUUUACAUUGAAGCAUGCGAGUCUGGAUCUAUGAUGAAUCAUUUGGCUGAUAAUAUCAAUGUUUAUGCAACAACAGCUGCCAAUCCCAGAGAGUCAUCUUAUGCGUGUUACUAUGAUGACGAAAGGCAGACUUACCUUGGGGACUGGUACAGUGUGAAUUGGAUGGAAGAUUCAGAUAUGGAGGAUCUCAGAAAAGAAACACUCCACAAGCAGUUUCAACUGGUGAAGAAACGCACCAACACCAGCCAUGUGAUGCAGUAUGGAAACAGAAGCAUCUCCUCCAUGAAAGUGAUGCAGUUUCAGGGCAUGGGGAAGAAAGCUGUCCCUAUUUCUCUGCCGCCUGUAGACCACCAUGACCUGAUGCCUAGUCCCGACGUGCCACUUGCAAUCAUGAAAAGAAAGCUGAUGGCUACCAAUGACAUUUAUGAGGCUAAGAGGAUUGCUGGAGAGAUGAAAACACACCUGGAGGUGAGAGAAUUUAUCCAGGAAUCCAUGCAAAAGAUCAUCACCUUAGUAACAGGAUCAAAAGAACAGGCCAACCAAAUUCUGUCAGACAGAUUGACCAUCAGCAAUUACGACUGCUACCAGUCAGCGGUGAACCACUUCAAAGCUCGUUGCUUCAACUGGCACUUAGCCAUGUAUGAAUAUGCACUGAGACAGCUGUAUGCCUUGGUCAACAUUUGUGAAGGAGGAUACCCCAUUGACAGAAUAUUCCUGGCCAUGGAUAAAGUGUGCCUUGGGUAUUGAUGGAAA